Phyllostomus discolor (pale spear-nosed bat) is the source of this 3113-nucleotide messenger RNA. RefSeq names its product syntaxin 2 (gene STX2). NCBI's taxonomy places the organism in Eukaryota, Metazoa, Chordata, Mammalia, Chiroptera, Phyllostomidae. The record is from RefSeq and is a predicted model, not a curated record. Bases 147 to 1013 code for a protein of 288 amino acids. Gene Ontology annotation, molecular function: SNAP receptor activity; SNARE binding. Gene Ontology annotation, biological process: intracellular protein transport; exocytosis; synaptic vesicle fusion to presynaptic active zone membrane. Gene Ontology annotation, cellular component: presynaptic active zone membrane; plasma membrane; synaptic vesicle. The transcript is spliced from 11 exons.
CGCAGAGCGCGCGGGCGCGGUUGCCGUGGCAGCGCCGGCCCGAGGGGAGGCGGCGGGCGGGCGCGGCUCGAAGCCCGGCGACCGGCGGGCUGAAGCGGCAGCGCGGGCAGGCUUGAGCGGCGGGGCGCGACGCCCGGCCGGCGGGGAUGCGGGACCGGCUGCCGGACCUGACGGCGUGCAGGAAAAACGACGAUGGGGACGCCACUGUCGUCGUGGAGAAGGGCCAUUUUAUGGACGAGUUCUUCCAUCAGGUUGAGGAGAUUAGAAACAGUAUAUCUAAAAUAGCUCAAUAUGUGGAAGAAGUGAAGAAAAACCACAGCAUCAUUCUUUCUGCACCAAACCCAGAAGGAAAAAUAAAGGAGGAGCUUGAAGAUCUGAACAAAGAAAUCAAGAAAACAGCUAAUAAAAUUCGUACCAAGUUAAAGUCUAUUGAACAAAGUUUUGAUCAGGAUGAGAGUGGGAACCGGACUUCUGUGGAUGUUCGCAUACGGAGAACCCAGCAUUCAGUACUAUCUCGAAAGUUUGUGGAAGUUAUGACAGAAUAUAAUGAAGCACAGACUCUCUUUCGGGAGCGAAGCAAAGGGCGUAUACAGCGCCAGCUAGAAAUAACUGGGAAGACCACAACUGACGACGAGUUGGAAGCGAUGCUGGAGAGUGGGAACCCGUCCAUCUUCACGUCCGAUAUUAUAUCCGAUUCCCAAGUUACUAGACAAGCUCUCAAUGAGAUUGAGUCACGUCACAAAGACAUCAUGAAACUGGAGACCAGUAUCCGAGAGCUGCAUGAGAUGUUUAUGGACAUGGCCAUGCUCGUGGAGACGCAGGGUGAAAUGAUCAACAACAUAGAAAAAAAUGUUAUGAAUGCUGCAGACUAUGUAGAACACGCCAAGGAAGAAACAAAAAAGGCUAUUAAAUAUCAGAGCAAAGCAAGAAGGAAAAAGUGGAUAAUUGUUGCUGUGUCAGUGGUUCUGGUUGCUGUAAUUGCUCUAAUUAUUGGUUUAUCAGUUGGCAAAUAAUGAUGUGGAUAACGUCAGUGUGUAUGCCUCUCUGCUAGCACAGCAAAAAUGAUGUUCAUUAUUAUUUGUGUAAUUAUUUUACUUGUGAUCCUUGGAAUUAUCCUAGCAACAACACUGCGAUAGCAACCAUAGCCCAAGAGCCAUUUGUCUUUGGAGUCAGACCACAUCUGCAGCAAAUCAGCAUCCUCCCAUUUCAUGAAUGAAUCCUAGACAUUGUGACAUGUGGCAUUGAGCGCUGACUUUAUUAGUGGAUUGAAAGAGAACCCACAAUAGAGUGUAUUGUUCAGUGAAAAAACCAUGAGCAGAAUGGAUAUGAUGAGUCAGCCCAAACAUUCUUGGACUCUAAAUAACACAUUCACAAAACUAACAAUGUGAAACUUGUUUCAAUGGCCUUAAAAUAAGGAAUUAUUGAAAUUUUCAGUUUUAAAAAUAUUUCAGUGUUAAAAUACAUGUUAUGUGAAGUUUAAUAACUUGGAAUAUUUUACAUUCUGAAGCCAUUGGAAUUGAGGUCUAAGACUUUCUUCCCUUUCCUUCUCCCAGCUAACAAGCUAAUUGAGACUUUUUUGUAUUAUGUUUAAUUUGUGUUUGUUUACUGUUAGCAAAAAUAAUUUUAUCUCAGCUGUUUUGUAAGAUAUCUGUAAUUUUCAAUGUUUAUAAAUUGUUUAAUAUAUUAACAUCUUUACUCCAUUUUUAUAUAUUAAAUAUUGCCUUUUAAAGACAUAGGUAACUUCGUGAUGUUAGAGCCAUCUUUGCACAGUUGUUUACAGAGUUUGCCAUUGGCAUAGAAAAUGUUGGUUACAAAGCACCGUAAAAAGCCUUUCAAGUGCCUUCUGUUAAUAUUGGUUUGAAUGUGCCUGAGGCCCUCCAGAAAAGUCUCAGUUAUUAUACUCAGCUCCAUUUCCACUUGUUCCAUUACCCAGAUAAUAAAUUAGUUACUGCACUGUAAAGACAAUGGUCUCUUCUCUCUGUUCAUUAAAAAUAAGGUUUGUUUUCCCUGUUUACAUUAAUAAAGUCUGAAGUUAAGAUGGUGAUAAAAACCAAGAUUUAGUACUUUCUAACUCAAGGAAAUUAUUCCUAGACAUUAAGUAAUUCUCUUAAAUUUAAACUGCUGUAUAGAUCACUUCAAUGUUCUUGUUAAGUACCUACUAUUCUGCUGAACUUUGAAGUUCACUCCCCAAGUUUAUAGGACUCUACCAGUAAUUAAACAUUUUUAUUGCUCAUGAAUGUUAUUACAAUAAUAUGCUUUAGACUUGUAAAAUGUAUGAAAUCUUAUUAGUGAAUCAAAUAAGGUAGCAACUAGUCAAAUUUUUAAAUGAAGGAUACCCAAAAUAUAGUUACCUUUUGUUACUUCUGUAUCUGACUGUAUGAGCAUGUGACUGUAUUUUAUCAUUGCUUGAUGUGAAAACUUAUGUAGAUACCCUUAAUUCCAAACAAUAAGUGUGAAUUGAACAGUUGAGAAGCUGUGUUCCUUAUUGAGUACAGUAGGGAACUCAGUUAUAAUUUCUACAUCUAACUGCUUGGAUGAGACUCAGAUCUGUAUUUAUGCAUUUCAUGUACUUGCCGAUCACCGCUGUCUACUCAGAAUUACCCUCGGAGCCUUCUCGCUCGCUCCAGCUCGUCGUGGAGUCCUUAAGUAGACUGUCAGUGGGGUGCGCUCACUGGUCCGCGCGACACCAAGAUGUGACUGUCCCGAUGGAUGUCUGACUACAGAUCAUGCUUGUGCGCGUGCACCCUUUGCACACCUGUUGUCUGAGAUUGUGCCCACAGGUGCAGCUCUGUGCUGAGGACCUGCCCCUGCUGUCCCCCUUCCUCUUCACAUUCAGGCUGUCCGCGCCUCCCAGGAUUCUCACCGCGUUCUCCAGUCAGUCACUCUUCCUAGGUUCGAAGUACUCCCGGAACUUGUGUUUUUGUAGUUGAAGUUAUGGAACUGCUUUUUGAUUUCUAUUUAUUUAAGUCUUUUAUCAGAUAAUACGUUUGUACGUGUACGCCUCAUGUACCUAUUUGAAAUUGGACUUUUAAAACUAUAUUUACAGAUUCAUUUGUUACCUUUUUAUUACUCAGAUAUCCCAUGUUUACAUUAAAAGAAAAAGGAAAAACAAA